Mugil cephalus (flathead mullet) is the source of this 3628-nucleotide messenger RNA. It is a transcript of the gene grid1b, whose product is annotated as glutamate receptor, ionotropic, delta 1b. The coding region runs from base 399 to 3602 and encodes 1067 amino acids. NCBI's taxonomy places the organism in Eukaryota, Metazoa, Chordata, Actinopteri, Mugiliformes, Mugilidae. The transcript has 18 exons. The record is from RefSeq and is a predicted model, not a curated record. Gene Ontology annotation, cellular component: postsynaptic membrane; plasma membrane. Gene Ontology annotation, molecular function: transmitter-gated monoatomic ion channel activity involved in regulation of postsynaptic membrane potential; glutamate-gated receptor activity. Gene Ontology annotation, biological process: monoatomic ion transport; modulation of chemical synaptic transmission; synaptic transmission, glutamatergic.
GACUCGGAGGUAGAGAGUCAGAGCGGCUCGUCCGGCGGAUCUCAACCUCUGAACAAACCCCCGGUGUCUCCUCUCAUCCUUCCCCUCUCCCCUCUUCUCUUACCCGACACUGUUUUUCUCCGGAGCCCUGGAAGCUUCUAUUUCUUUCUUUCUGCACCCCGUCUUCUUCUUCUUCUUCUUCUUUUUCUUCUUCUUCCCCCUCUCGACUCCGGCCAACAGUUUGGUUUUUGGGGAUUUAGGAUUUAUUUUUUAUUGCUGCCGGUUCCUCUCAGCGCUGCUGCUGCUGCUGCUUUCAUGCACCGACGCUGAUUUUGGAUUUGCUCAUCACUGGAGAAGAAGAAGAAGACAAGACUCAGCGAGGUGGAUCCGUGGAUGCGCCUCUUUGGCUCAAACUGGAGAUGGAAUUGCUGAUAUUGUUGUUUCAUUCCCUGUGGAUAUUGCAGAGCAACACAGCGAGGGCAGACUCCAUCAUCCACAUCGGAGCGAUUUUCGAGGAGAGCGCCGUCCGGGAUGAUGAGGUGUUCCAGCUCGCCGUGUCUGACCUCAGUCUGAGCGAUGACAUCCUGCAGAGCGAGAAGAUCACUCACUCCAUUAAACUCAUCGAGCCCAACAACCCGUUCCAGGCCGUGCAGGAAGCCUGUGAGCUGAUGAACCAGGGCAUCCUGGCGUUGGUGACCUCCACCGGCUGUGCGUCGGCCAGCGCUCUGCAGUCUCUGACGGACGCCAUGCACAUCCCUCACCUGUACGUCCAGAGGAACAGCGAGCGCUCCCCCAGGACGGCCUGCCAGUUCAACCCCAGCCCCGGGGGGCAGCGCUACACGCUGGCCGCCCGGCCCCCGGUCCGCCUCAACGACGUCAUGCUGACGCUGGUGGAGGAGCUGCGCUGGCAGAAGUUCAUCGUGUUCUACGACAUCGAGUACGACAUCCGAGGGCUGCAGGGCUUCCUGGACCAGACGUCCCGUCAGGGCGUGGACGUGGCUCUGCAGAGAGUGGACAGGAACAUCAGCAGAGUCUUCACCAACCUCUUCACCACCAUGAGGACGGAGGAGCUCAACCGAUACCGGGACACGCUCCGUAGAGCCAUCCUGCUGCUCAGCCCCAACGGAGCGCACACCUUCAUCCAGCAGGCGGUGGAGACCAACCUGGCGUCCAAAGACAGUCACUGGGUGUUUGUGAACGAGGAGAUCAGCGACUCUGAGAUCGUGGAGCUCACCAACGGUGCACUGGGGCGCAUGACGGUGAUCCGGCAGAUCUUCCCCAUGUGGAAGGACAGCAACAGCCGGUGCAUGAGGCAGAACCACCGCAUCUCCUCUUUACUGUGUGACCCACAGGAAGGAUACCUGCAGAACCUGGAGGUGUCCAACCUCUACCUGUACGACAGCGUGCUGAUGCUCGCCAACGCCUUCUACAGGAAGCUGGAGGACAGGAAGUGGCACAGCAUGGCCAGUCUGAACUGCAUCAGGAAGUCCACCAAGCCCUGGAACGGAGGCUGGUCCAUGCUGGAGACCAUCCAGAAGGGCAACAUCACAGGUCUGACCGGUACCAUGGACUUUAAGGACAGCGGCUCCAACUCCCACGUCCAGUUUGAGAUCCUCGGCUCCAGCUUCAGCGAGACCUUCGGCAAGGACAUAAAGAGGCUCGCCACCUGGGACUCGGUCCACGGUCUGAACGGCAGCCUGAAGGAGAGUCGGAUCGAGAACGGGAUGCAGGGGGUGACAGUCAAAGUGGUCACAUUACUGGAGGAUCCUUUCGUCAUGGUGGCAGAGAACAUCCUCGGGCAGCCAAAGAGAUACAAAGGCUUCUCCAUCGACGUCCUCGAUGCUCUGGCCAAGAUCCUGGGCUUCAAAUACGAGAUCUACCAGGUGGCCGACAGUAAAUAUGGAUCUCAGCUUCCGAACGGCUCGUGGAACGGUAUGAUCGGAGACCUCAUCAACAAGAGAGCCGACCUGGCGGUGUCGGCCAUCACCAUCACACCGGAGAGGGAGAACGUGGUGGACUUCAGCAAGCGUUACCUGGACUACAGCGUGGGCAUCCUGCUGAGGAAGCCAGAGGAGAAGAUCAACAUCUUCUCCCUGUUCGCGCCCUUUGACCUGGCCGUCUGGGCCUGCAUCGCCGCCGCCAUCCCCGUGGUGGGCGUGCUCAUCUUCCUGCUCAACAGGCUGCAGGCCCUACGCACCUCCUCCUCCUCAGGACCCAACGCCCCGCCGGGUCCCAACGCCGUGGGGUCGGGGUCCCUGCACAGCGCCAUCUGGAUCGUUUAUGGAGCUUUUGUCCAGCAAGGUGGGGACGGAGUGGUGGGCUCGGUGGCUCUGAGGAUUGUCAUGGGCAGCUGGUGGCUCUUCACGCUCAUCGUGUGUUCGUCGUACACCGCCAACCUGGCCGCCUACCUCACUGUGUCACGCAUGGACCACGCCAUCAGGUCUUUCCAGGACUUGGCCCGGCAGAUGGACGUGGACUACGGCACCGUGCGGGACUCUGCGGUCUACGACUACUUCAGGAACAAAGGCACCAACCCUCUGGAGCAGGACAGCACCUACGCGGAGCUGUGGAGGACGGUCAGCAGGAACAACGGCAUGGACUACUCCGUGUCCAGCCCGUCGGAGGGAAUACGCAAGGCGAAGAAGAGCGCCUACGCCUUCCUGUGGGACAUGGCGGUGUUGGAGUACGCCGCCCUGACCGACGACGACUGCACCAUCACCGUGUCUGGAAACAGCAUGAGCAGCAAAGGCUACGGCAUCGCCAUGCAGCACGGCAGCCCCUACAGAGACCUCUUCUCCCAGAAGAUCUUGGAGCUGCAGGAGAAGGGCGACCUGGACAUCAUGAAGCAGAAGUGGUGGCCUCGCACCGGCCGCUGUGACCUGAGCAGCCACGCCAGCGCUCACCCCGACGGCCGCUCCCUCAAGCUGCACAGCUUCGCCGGCAUCUUCUGCAUCCUGGCCGCCGGCCUGCUGCUGGCCUGCCUGGUGGCCGGCCUGGAGGCCUGGUGGAACGGCAACCGGUGCCGCCCGGAGCAGCCCAAAGAGGUUACUAAGGAUUACAGACUGGCCAGGGUUUCUGGUCCAUUGACAUAUAAUGACAUUACAACUGCUUCAUCGGAGGGGAGGAGGGACAUUUGGACAGACAGAGAGAGAGGCUGGGAUGAAGCAGAAGCUAUUGAUACAGGACAAGGAGGUGAACCUGGAACAGGUGCAUCGUCGUAUGAACAGUCUUUUGGACGAGGACUUGGCCCACAAGCAGAUCCCCGGCCCCUCUAUCGAGAUCUCUGCGCUGGACAUCGGCAGCAUGCAGCCCAGCAGCCCUCCGUCCCUGGGCCUCGCUGUGACCACCUUCCUCCCCGGGGAGGGGGCGCCGCCUCCCCCUCUUCCCCACCUCCCUCACCAUGGGGGGACCCUAGGCAGGACGCUACCCCCGUCCCAGGUCCCUGGCAGCACCGCCACGCUGCCCCCGCACCACCACCCCCUCAGCAGCACCAGCCUCAGCGGCACCAUGCAGUGCAAACACAGGGCCCCCAACGGGGGGCUCUUCCGGCAGAGCCCUGGCAAGACCCCCAUGCCAAUGUCCUACCAGGGAGUCUCCGCAGGACCCAUACCCGAAGCCAUUGAGGCCACCCACAGUACAUCCAUUUAGA